Magallana angulata is the source of this 546-nucleotide messenger RNA. RefSeq lists its product as uncharacterized. The record is from RefSeq and is a predicted model, not a curated record. NCBI's taxonomy places the organism in Eukaryota, Metazoa, Mollusca, Bivalvia, Ostreida, Ostreidae. The transcript has 3 exons. Bases 1 to 546 code for a protein of 181 amino acids.
AUGAACCCCGGGGAUACUGUUGGAGCCAUUGUCGGUUUGUUUGUUGCUGUCUUCGCAUUGACCUCUUUGACUCUUCUCUUGUGGUUUUACAGAAAAAAACGUAAACGCGAGUUACCUGCUUCUUCCCAGAAUGAUGCUCGGCAACAACAGACGUCUCAAACAGUCAUUAAUACAUAUAAUGAUAUGGUGCUUGUAUCUGGUACAAACCGGAACCAGAAUGACGUCGUCUUCACAACUUUAACUACAACUACAACGAAUGAUGUUCGUAAUGAUGAUAUCUAUGUAGAAAAUAAAGAGGGAGAGUAUGACCAUUUACAUUCAUCUCGUCCAAAACAAGUUGUAUCAGAAAUGGAAAAUGAGAGAUAUGCAACAUCUACUGAGCUGGAAGAUGUUUCUUACUCUACAGUUAGAAAAAGCAGGAACUCUGUUCCAGAUUGUGAUAACGAGUACGAUAGCAUGGCGGCGUCUUUAGACAACAAUUUCCGAUCAGUUGCCAAUCCGGACUACGAAUUUACCAGUCAAGCCAAGAAAAGGUUGUUAGCGUAA